AAAUAUUCAAAUGCCGCUAUCAGUGGCACGCGCAGGAACCCUUGGUCACGAUCGACUUAGGGCUCUCCAUUUCGAUUUCGAUCCUCUCUCCUCCAAGUCCUCUAGUCCGACCAAUCAAGCAAGAAGAUGAGCACCCACGCCGCCCCUCUUCCGAGAAGGAGCGGCCUCGCCUCCCGCCGCGCUCCGGCGGCGGUGAAGAAACCAGUUCCGUUUGAGAAUGACAGCACCACUUCCGCAGCCGCCGCCGAUACCCCCGUCGCCGCUGCAAACGGAAACGCCUCCAAGCCGAAUUCUGCCAGCCUAGCACCUGGGGAAAGGACUGUGAAGAAGCUGAGAUUAUCGAAAGCUUUGACUAUUCCGGAAGGAACCACUGUUUCCGACGCGUGCAGGAGGAUGGGGGUGCGUAGGGUCGAUUCUGUGCUCCUGACGGAUGCCAACGGACUUCUCUCUGGUAUUGUUACCGACAAGGAUAUUGCCACAAGGGUUAUAGCGGAGGGUUUGAGGCCGCAGCAGACACCUGCGUCAAAGAUAAUGACUAGAAACCCAAAUUUUGUAAUGUCUGAUACCCUUGCAAUUGAGGCUCUGCAAAAAAUGGUCCAAGGAAAAUUUAGGCAUCUUCCUGUAGUAGAAAAUGGUGAAGUUAUUGCCAUGCUGGAUAUUACAAAAUGCAUGUAUGAUGCUAUAUCAAAAAUGGAAAAAGCUGCUGAACAAGGUAGUGCUAUUGCAGCUGCAGUUGAGGGAGUCGAACGUCAAUGGGGAAACAACUUGUCAGCGCCUUAUGCUUUCAUUGAAACUCUCCGAGAAAGAAUGUUUAAGCCGACUCUAUCAACUAUUGUAACAGAACAUUCAAAAGUUGUAUUGGUAUCUCCCUCAGAUCCGGUCUCUGUUGCUACAAAAAAGAUGCGUGAGUUUCGAGUUAACUCUGUGAUUAUACCAACAGGAAGUGGUGUUCAUGGAAUUCUAACCUCCAAGGAUGUGCUUAUGCGAGUAGUUGCUCAAAAUCUUUCACCUGAACUGACUCCUGUUGAAAAGGUGAUGACGUUGAACCCUGAAUGUGCCACACUUGACACCACAAUUCUUGAUGCAUUGCACAUUAUGCAUGAUGGAAAGUUCUUACAUGUUCCAGUACUAGACUCAGAUGGCCACAUUGUUGCUUGUUUGGAUGUUCUGCAAUUAACACAUGCAGCCAUUUCCAUGGUUGAUGGAGGUGCUGAAGCUGCCAAUGACAUGGCAAAUACAAUGAUGCAGAACUUUUGGGAUUCUGCCCUUACCUUAGAGCCUUCAGAUGAAGAGUGUGAUACACAUAGUGAAUUUUCAUCAUUGAUAACAUCCGAGUAUACUGAAAGUGGGAAGUACAAGUAUCCCCCUCAUGCUGGAAACUCAUUUUCUUUCAAAGUUGAAGAUCAAAAGGGGCGUAUACACAGAUUUAGUUGUGACACUGAGAAUUUGGAUGCACUUGUAUCUUCUAUAAUGCAGAGGAUAGGGCAUGAUCAUGACACCGACAAAGUUCAACUUUUGUAUGAAGAUGAUGAAGGCGACAAGGUUCUUCUUACUACAGAUGAUGAUCUUGUAGCAGCUAUCAAUCAUGCCCGAUCAGAUGGACAGAAGGUUCUGAGGCUGCACAUUGAUGACCCAAAAAUGAAGAAGGAAGCUACAAAACUAGAUUUGGCAGAAGCCCAAAGAGGAAGCUUGGCGACUCUCCAACGGGGGAUUUUAACAGGAACUGUGGUGCUCGCCAGCGUUGGAAUUAUGGUUUACCUGAAACGAUCAAAUUCGUGACUUGUUUAGCUUUUAGCGCUAUGAAAAACAUUAACAAAGCGCCCUGACACAGACUUUUUGAGUGCCAUAAUUUAUAUGCCCAUGGCCAAGAUCCCUCCAAUUUUGAGCACACCCAUUGCACAUUUUUUUAGCUUAUUCGCUUAGUAGUAGCGAGAUCAAAGAGAAGUAUCAUUGUGAAAUGAUAUUGGUAUUGGUUUAGUAAUGAAAUAGGGAAUUUUCUGCUA
Zingiber officinale is the source of this 2003-nucleotide messenger RNA. Its product is annotated as CBS domain-containing protein CBSCBSPB3-like. The transcript is spliced from 14 exons. The record is from RefSeq and is a predicted model, not a curated record. The coding region runs from base 127 to 1779 and encodes 550 amino acids. Gene Ontology annotation, molecular function: protein binding. Lineage: Eukaryota; Viridiplantae; Streptophyta; Magnoliopsida; Zingiberales; Zingiberaceae.